CCUCUUCAUAAGGGAGGUAACUCUAUAUAGCUUGCGGUUCAAUGGUUGCACAGUUGAGACAGGUGGAAGCUUCAACGGUCGUGACGCAGGAAUACUGACUUUACUGUUAGUUAUGGGUUUGUUAAGAAUUGCCGUUAAAGGGUUGAUGUUGUUGAUUGGGUUGGUGGUGUCACUGCUCACCAUAUACUGGUAUUCCUACACAGGUCUGGCAGGAGUAGUUGCAGGCUGUACAGGAAUAUUCCUGGUUGAUGUUCAGCGGAAACGGAAACUUGACAAUCAGUCCUUUGGUGCUGCCAUACAUCAUUAUCUGACUGUAUCCAGUCUGUCGUGGUUGGGAUUCUUUAUGCGACGAAAACUUGAAAAAACUACCAAAAAUAUUCAAAAAGUUCAGGAGGAAACUCUUCUGAAGCAGGUGAAACUGAAUGCUAAUACAGAAUAUGGGAAGAGGUAUGACUUCUCCUCAAUUCAUUCUGUCGAAGAAUUCAUUAAGACUCACCCCAUUACUCGUUACAGUCAUUUUGAACCAUAUAUUGAUCGAAUGGUGAAAGGUGAGACAAAUAUACUGACAGCUGAUCAGCCAAUCAUAUUUGGGGUCACAUCAGGAACAUCUGGAAAGAGUAACAUUCUGCCGAUGGUUAAAGGACAGGCGAUGCGGUUUCUAACCGAUGGUGUAUCAGUGCUGUAUAAUUGUUUGACAGAAGCGUUUCCAGCGUCAAGGAACCUUCAGAAAAAUUUAAAACUGUUUUACAAUCCAAAAUGGCAAUCAGCAUCUGGGAUAAAGAUUGGACCAAAUUCAUCAACGCCAGCAAGGUCACAGAAUCUCUUGCACAUCUAUACUACACCGAAAGUAGCAUUUGAAGUUCUUAGUGAACCUGAGGCACUUUACCUGCACUUGUUGUUCGCUCUGAAGGAAAAGAAACUUGGCAUGUUGGAGGCAAAUUUCUCCUCUCUUAUAUUCAAUUCAUUCAGGACUAUGGAAGAAAAAUGGAACCUUUUGGUUGAUGAUAUUGAAAAAGGCAGAAUCAAUCCAGACUUGAAUAUUGAGGAGCGUAUUUGUAAGGAAUUAAACUCAUUAAUGAAGCCCGACCCAGAACGUGCCUUGGAACUUAGAGAUGCUUACAAGGAAGGUAUUGUUGGUUUGGGACGACGAAUAUGGCCAGAUGCCUCCGUUGUGAUUGGGGCAGACACAGGAACAUUUGAGUUUUAUGGGACAAAACUGCGUGAAACAUAUUUGAAGGGCAUUCCCCUGUAUUCUCCCAUCUAUGCAGCUUCUGAGGGACUUAUUGGUGUGAACGUCUGGCCCAAGCAAUACCCCAGCCGAUACCUCCUUGUUCCGACAUCACAAUUCUUCGAGUUCAUUCCAAUUGACAGAGCAGAAGAACCUCAGCCUGACACUCUGCUUAUGCAUCAGGUUGAAGUGGGUAAAGAGUAUGAGCUAGCCAUCACCAACCUCAGCUGCGUCUACAGAUACAGGUUCGGAGAUGUUGUCAAGGUGACCGGCUUCUACAACCAGUGUCCAAUCAUUGAGUUCAAAUACAGACAAGGCCAGUUCCUGAAUGUUCGUGGGGAGAAGACCUCUGAGUCUUCCUUCUACUCCGCUCUCAGUGGGACGGUGCCGUCCUGGUCAGAUGUCAACCUCACUGAUUACUGCUGUGCUGAAAGCAUCUAUCUCGAUGAUGCCGGAAUACUCUCAAGUAUAGUUGGCAGCACACCGUGUUAUCACGUGUUUCUGGAGGUCGAGCCAUCCAAGUCGGGAGCGGCACCAACAGUUCCGAACGCAGACAGAAACAAGAUUGACGAGACUUUGAGUAGCCAGUCUUAUGUUUACUCUUCCUUCCGAAAGAAGGGAAGCAUCGGACCAAUGAAAGUCCAUUUUGUCAGGCCAGGCUCGUUUGCCGAACUUCGGCAUUUCAUGAUCCAGAACACCACAGCCUCCUCUGUACAGUACAAAGUUCCCCGAGUUCUCAAGAGGAAGGAGGCUGUCAAGUUUAUGAUGGAUCGGGUCAUCAGCUAGGGAGCGAGCUACAACAAACUGUAUAAACUAUCAGAAUAGUCCCCACCUUUGAACAUCCACAGUAUGCCUCCAUUCAUUUGUGAUAUGCCCUGAACCUGUUCCCAAAUUUUGCUUCAUUAUUAAACUGGUUCUAGUGACA
Molecule: messenger RNA, 2153 nt
Organism: Haliotis rubra (blacklip abalone)
Lineage: Eukaryota; Metazoa; Mollusca; Gastropoda; Lepetellida; Haliotidae
Product: GH3 domain-containing protein-like
Cellular component (GO): cytoplasm
Molecular function (GO): acid-amino acid ligase activity
Source: RefSeq, a predicted model, not a curated record